Messenger RNA from Canis lupus familiaris (dog), 3361 nucleotides. It is a transcript of the gene DHX35, whose product is annotated as DEAH-box helicase 35. Gene Ontology annotation, molecular function: RNA binding. The transcript has 22 exons. Lineage: Eukaryota; Metazoa; Chordata; Mammalia; Carnivora; Canidae. The record is from RefSeq and is a predicted model, not a curated record. Gene Ontology annotation, cellular component: intracellular anatomical structure; catalytic step 2 spliceosome. The coding region runs from base 86 to 2197 and encodes 703 amino acids.
CGCCUCGCGGGCCACGCCCCCUGCCCCUCCGGGUGCUCCCGCGCCGCGGAGGGGUGGAGUCUCCCUCGUGACCUUUCACCCCAGCAUGGCUGCGCCCGUGGGACCGGUGAGGUUCUGGCGACCCGGGACAGAGGGACCAGGUGUCAGCAUCUCUGAAGAGAGACAGAGUCUAGCUGAAAACUCUGCGACAACUGUUGUUUACAAUCCCUAUGCUGCCCUUUCUAUAGAGCAGCAGAGGCAGAAGCUGCCUGUGUUCAAGCUUAGGAAUCAUAUAUUGUACUUGGUAGAAAACUAUCAGACAGUGGUGAUUGUUGGAGAGACGGGAUGUGGGAAAAGCACGCAGAUCCCACAAUAUCUUGCAGAAGCUGGCUGGACUGCAGAGGGAAGAGUGGUGGGAGUGACCCAGCCUCGAAGAGUGGCUGCUGUUACAGUUGCAGGGAGAGUAGCUGAGGAAAGGGGUGCAGUGCUGGGUCACGAGGUGGGCUACUGCAUCCGCUUUGAUGACUGCACCGAUCCACUGGCCACGAGAAUCAAGUUCCUUACUGAUGGAAUGUUGGUCAGGGAAAUGAUGGUUGAUCCAUUGUUAACAAAAUAUAGUGCCAUCAUGCUGGAUGAAGCCCAUGAGAGGACCUUAUACACAGACAUUGCCAUUGGCUUGCUGAAAAAGAUUCAGAGAAAGCGAGGGGAUCUUCGACUGCUUGUGGCUUCAGCCACUCUGGAUGCAGAGAAAUUCCGGGAUUUCUUUAAUCAGAAUGAAACCAGUGACCCAACAAGGGAUACAUGUGUGAUCCUUACAGUAGAAGGGCGAACAUUUCCAGUGGAUAUCUUUUAUCUACAAAGUCCUGUUCCAGAUUAUAUCAAAUCAACUGUAGAAACUGUGAUGAAAAUUCACCAGACAGAGGGAGAUGGAGACAUCCUAGCAUUUCUGACUGGCCAGGAAGAGGUGGAAACUGUUGUGUCUAUGCUGAUCGAGCAGGCUCGGGCGCUAGGUCGAACUGGGAUGAAGAGACACCUCCGAGUUCUCCCCAUGUACGCAGGACUGCCUUCCUUUGAGCAAAUGAAAGUGUUUGAAAGGGUGUCCCGCAGUGUCAGAAAGGUGAUAGUGGCCACCAAUGUGGCCGAAACCUCCAUUACAAUCAGCGGGAUUGUGUAUGUGAUCGACUGUGGCUUUGUGAAGCUCCGUGCCUAUAAUCCCAGGACAACCAUUGAGUGCUUGGUGGUGGCCCCAGUGUCCCAGGCGUCAGCCAACCAGCGCGCAGGGCGUGCUGGCCGCAGCCGCUCAGGAAAAUGUUACCGCCUUUAUACAGAGGAAGCCUUUGACAAGCUGCCUCAAUGCACUGUCCCUGAGAUGCAGCGUAGCAAUUUGGCACCUGUCAUCCUACAGCUGAAAGCACUAGGGAUCGACAAUGUCCUCAGGUUCCACUUCAUGUCGCCCCCUCCGGCCCAGUCGAUGGUUCAAGCGUUGGAGUUACUCUAUGCUCUGGGAGGUCUAGACAAAGACUGUCGCUUAACUGAACCACUUGGCAUGAGAGUUGCGGAGUUUCCUUUGAAUCCCAUGUUUGCAAAAAUGCUGCUCGAAUCAGGAAAUUUUGGCUGUUCUCAGGAAAUUCUAAGCAUUGCAGCCAUGAUGCAAAUCCAGAAUAUCUUUGUGGUCCCCGGAAAUCAGAAGUCUCAGGCGAUUCGAGUACACCGCAAAUUUGCUGUGGAGGAGGGUGAUCAUCUCACUAUGCUCAAUGUGUAUGAAGCAUUUAUCAAACACAAUAAAAACUCCCAAUGGUGUCAAGAACAUUUCCUGAAUUACAAGGGUCUCAUCAGAGCUGCAACAGUGCGAGAGCAGUUGAAGAAGCUUCUUGUCAAAUUCCAAGUGCCCAAGAAAUCAAGUGAAGGUGAUCCAGAUCCAGUCCUGAGGUGCAUUGUUUCAGGAUUCUUUGCAAAUGCAGCACGGUUUCAUUCUACUGGAGCUUAUAGGACUAUCCGUGACGAUCAUGAAUUACAUAUCCACCCUGCCUCGGUCCUCUACGCAGAGAAGCCGCCUCGCUGGGUUAUCUACAAUGAAGUUAUACAGACCUCCAAGUAUUACAUGAGAGAUGUGACUGCUAUCGAAUCCGCUUGGCUGUUGGAGCUGGCUCCACACUUCUAUCAACAAGGAACGCACCUGUCCCUCAAAGCCAAAAGGGCCAAGGUCCAGGACCAGUGAGCAGAGCUCGGCCACCACCGCAGGGGGCUUGGCGCCCUCUCCUCCAUGCUGCGGGUCCCCGGCCCUGGGUGGUGAGCUGGCCUCGGCUCACGUGGAAUCUUUGUGGCUCUGAAGUGGGCCAUAGCCCGUUCAUCAGCCCCUUCCUUCCUGCUCCCCUUGGCAUCUGCAUUCCUUGCUGGGAUCCCGGGGGAGUUUGUGCAUGGGCAGGCAUCCUGCUGCGCUGCACCCAGGCGGAGCGGCUCACUCAGCACCCCCGCUGACCCAGCAUGCCACUUCCAGCAGGCACACGGUUCUGGCCCAGCUUCAUGGGGCACGUGGAGGAUAGCCAGCCACUGCAGGCUGAAGCGCUGUGCAGGCUGGACGGGGCGGGGGGUGCCGGGCAGGCUCUGCUUUCCCUGGCGAGGCCACAGCUGCACUGACCAGUAAAGUCUGCUGCCGGCUGUGAACAGGCGCGUGUCUGAGGACGGAUGAGACCAGGCUGCGGUUUCUGCCAGAAUCACUGAGGGGCAUGUGUGGCGGGCACAGGGGCUCCCAAACCAAGCAGCUUCUGUUUUCCCUCUGCACCGUGACCUUGUGUGUCUGUGGCAGGAGACUUUGCAAGGCUUGGUGACCGACAGGACUCGUGUGCACUGCUCUUUGUUAGCAAAGGGUUUCUGUCUCUUGCAGCGGGGCUUGGCUUUCUCUUCACAUUGACACCACAUCCUGAUGCCAUGAGCUGAGCACUAGUGAGUUCGCCAGCUCACACCCUGGCCAGAACCCUCUGUCACAGGAAUUCACAACAGUUAGAGGCUCUAAGCUUCUGUAGCUCAGGAACAUAACUUGUAUAUUUGUUUUUUUGUUUCUUUGUGUGGGUUCGGUGAGAACCUGGGGCGGCCCUCCCAGCAGGCUCUGGUUCUACUGUCGCCCCAGGGUGGCUUUGCUGGGAUGAUGUUUGCGUUUCAACACAGGACCGAUGCAGGUUUUCCUCUUACUGUUUCAAUGACUUUUAUUUUAAAAACACGUAGCUUGAAAUUUUAUUUUUGUACUGAUCUUAGUUUGGAUGUGCCACUUUGGCACCAAACAUGUAUGUCAUUUUUAUUUCCAUUUUGUAAACAUGUAAAUAAUAGUGAUAACUUGUUAAUAAUAGUAAACCUUUGUACCUCAAGUAAAUGUGUUCCCUCCCUA